AUGGAACACGAGGAGCAUAACGACCAUGAACUCACAGAGGGUGCAGGUGCGUUCAAAUUGGACACUGACCAGCUGGCCGAACUGCAUAACCCGAAAUCACUACUGGCAUUCAAAAAAGUGUUCAAGAAUAAAGAGGAGAACCUGUUCAAGUACUUGAAGACCGAUCUGGAGACUGGUAUCAAAGUACCACUAAACGAGACUGAGGGGACACAGAACCAUCGGUCAACGGAUCGGUACAGGAAAUACGGGGAUAACAGGAUCCCAGAGAGACUACCAAAGAGUUUUGGGAAAUUAAUAUGGGAAGCCUUUAACGACAAAACGAUGCUGUUGCUAACGGCUGCUGCUAUCGUUUCGUUUGCCCUCGGGAUGUACGAAUAUUUCUAUACGCCCGUGGAGUAUGACCCUGAGGGCAACCCAAUCAAGAAAGUGGAUUGGAUCGAAGGUAUCGCUAUUAUGAUGGCUGUUGUUGUCGUUGUCUUCGUGGGUGCCUUGAACGACUACCAGAAGGAGUUGCAAUUCACCAAAUUAAAUAAAAAAAAGCAAAACAGGCAGGUUAUAGUCAUCCGAAAUGGGCACGAGGUUCUAAUAUCCAUCCACCACAUCCUUGUCGGAGACAUUAUCUCCCUGCAGACAGGUGACGUAAUACCAGCGGACUCCAUCCUCGUACGAGGUGAAUGUGAAGCGGACGAAUCCUCAAUCACGGGGGAAUCCGAUACCAUCAAGAAGCACGACUUGAAAUCAUGCUUGGAGAUUUUCGACAAGAUGACCAGCACCAACGCUGCCUCCCAGUAUGGUGGAACACCAUUAGAUAUCGGGUAUGCCAAUUCUGACGGCGACAAAGUCCCCGACUGCAUGCUAAUUUCGGGGUCCAAAUUGCUUUCCGGUCUUGGGAAAGCCGUGGUAACGUCUGUCGGCACAAACUCCAUUUAUGGCAGGACCAUGAUGUCGCUUAAAGUGGAAACAGAUUCGACACCUUUACAAGAACGGUUAAGUCAGCUAGCAGACAGCAUAUCUGUCUACGGUUGUGUUGCCGCAAUCAUACUGUUUUCUGUCCUCUUUAUCAGAUUCCUACUUUACGUGCUCCUUCCUAACGGGCGUUUCCACGACUUGCCUCGAGCUGAAAAGGGUACCAAAUUUAUGAAUAUCUUCAUCACAUCGGUUACCGUGAUUGUUGUCGCUGUUCCUGAAGGUUUGCCCUUGGCGGUAACUUUGGCGUUAGCCUUUGCAACCACAAGGAUGACCAAGGACGGUAAUCUGGUUAGAGUCCUAAGGGCGUGUGAAACUAUGGGUUCCGCGACUGCUGUGUGCUCGGACAAAACGGGGACAUUAACGGAAAACAUAAUGUCUGUAGUUAAGGGGGUUUUCGGUUCCAGCAGAUUCGAUGAUAGUUCAGACAGCGAUAGAGAGGUCGACACGUCAUCUCAUGAGAUUUUCCACAAAGAUGCAGAAUUUGUUUCCACAGAAUUGAGGGAUGACGUCUUUGCAAACCUGAUUUUGAACUCUACCGCCUUUGAAAAUAAGGACUACCGUGCUAACUCUACGGAUUCGCCAUUCAAUGCAGAACCGCAAUUAGAUGACGUUGAUUCUGCAUCUGGAGACGAUGAUGAUAAUUCAAUCCUGAUGGAGAGGGUUUCGAAGGGGAGGGAAGAACCGUAUAUUGGGUCCAAGACUGAAACUGCGCUAUUAAAUAUGGCGAGAAAAUCAAUGGAUCUGAAAUGGGGGGAGCUCCAAAGUUUGCGUGACCACCCAGAAGAAAAUUUUAACGUUGCGGAGAUUGCUCAACUUAUUCCUUUCGAAAGUUCUAGGAAAUGGUCUGGGGUUGUAGUGAAAUACAAGGACACUGGGUUGUAUCGACUCUUUGCAAAAGGUGCUGCGGAGAUGAUCUUCAAUGAAUGCCAGAGUAAAAGAAACUCUCAAGUCGACGAAUCUUCCGGAAAAUACAGUGAGAAACUAGACGAUGCCUUGAGAAAGACCGUUAACGACGAAAUUCAAAAACUCGCAAACAAUGCUUUAAGAGCUAUCUCCGUAGCACAUAGAGACUUUCCUGGGUUAAAAUCCUGGCCGCCGGAGCAGUUUGUGGACGAGAAUCCGGAACAAGCUAAACCUGAAUCGCUUCUUUCUGAAAGCUUACCUUCAGAUGCGGAAGGAGAAUCGGGUCUGGUGCUGGAUGGGUUUGUUGGUAUCAUGGAUCCCUUACGCCCAGAUGUGAGGAAUUCUGUUCUUCAAUGUCAGGAUGCUGGUGUAACGGUAAGAAUGGUAACAGGUGAUAACAUUCUGACCGCCAGAGCUAUUGCCAAAAACUGUAACAUACUAUCUCCAAAAACUUUUGAAAACCCGAAACACGCGAUGGAGGGCCCUAAAUUCCGCAAACUUUCCCACGAUGAGCGUGUUAACAUUCUACCGGAUUUAAGAGUACUUGCGAGAUCAUCACCGGAGGAUAAGAGGCUUUUGGUGGAAACCUUAAAAGGUAUGGGAGAGGUCGUUGCUGUGACCGGUGAUGGUACGAACGAUGCGCCCGCCUUAAAACUGGCGGAUGUUGGGUUUUCCAUGGGGAUUUCGGGCACCGAAGUUGCAAGGGAGGCCUCUGAUAUUAUUUUGAUGACUGAUGAUUUCUCCGCUAUUGUAAACGCUAUUAAAUGGGGUAGAUGUGUUUCAAUUUCCAUCAAGAAGUUUAUCCAGUUCCAGUUGAUCGUUAACUGCACCGCUGUUACGCUAACGUUUGUUUCCUCCGUUGCCUCUGAUGAUGAGACCUCUGUGUUGACUGCAGUUCAACUAUUGUGGGUUAAUUUGAUUAUGGAUACUCUAGCGGCUUUGGCCUUGGCCACUGAUAAGCCUGAUCCAAAUAUCAUGACGAGAAAGCCAAGAGGCCGUGCGACUCCGCUGAUAACACCUUCGACAUGGAAGAUGAUAUUGGGACAGGCUUUACUGCAGUUGAUUGUAACAUUUACUCUACACUUUCAUGGACAGGCUAUUUUUUUCCCAGGUGAAACAGAAAUUUCAGGCCACCAACAGCAGCAAUUAAAUGCGAUGACCUUCAAUACCUUUGUCUGGCUUCAGUUUUUUACCUUACUGGUGUCUAGAAAAUUGGAUGAAUGUGACGGUAUCUCUUACUGGAAAGACAGAAUCAGCCAAGCUAAUUUAAACUUUUUCCAGGACUUGUUCAGGAACUAUUACUUUUUGGUUAUUAUGGGCAUUAUCGGCGCAUUCCAAACCUUGAUAAUGUUUUAUGGUGGUACUCCCUUUUCCAUCGCCCCACAAACUAAACAAAUGUGGGUCACCGCGGUAGGGUGCGGGUUGCUUUCACUCCCUGUUGGUGUGUUGAUUAGGAUAUGUCCAGAUGAGUGGGCAAUCAGGAUAUUCCCUGCCAAGUUAUUCCUAAAACUAAAAUACGUCGUAGGUCUUGAGUUUUUGAGAUCAACUCAUAAACAAGACGAUGACGAGGAAGCAUUGUUAGAUAAUGCGAGUUCAGGUUCCAGCGCAUAUUUCUAA
Messenger RNA from Huiozyma naganishii CBS 8797, 3489 nucleotides. It is a transcript of the gene PMC1, whose product is annotated as calcium-transporting ATPase PMC1. NCBI's taxonomy places the organism in Eukaryota, Fungi, Ascomycota, Saccharomycetes, Saccharomycetales, Saccharomycetaceae. The record is from RefSeq and is a predicted model, not a curated record. The transcript has a single exon. Gene Ontology annotation, biological process: intracellular calcium ion homeostasis; calcium ion transmembrane transport. Gene Ontology annotation, molecular function: ATP binding; P-type calcium transporter activity; ATP hydrolysis activity. Bases 1 to 3489 code for a protein of 1162 amino acids. Gene Ontology annotation, cellular component: intracellular membrane-bounded organelle; membrane.